Messenger RNA from Hydractinia symbiolongicarpus, 2217 nucleotides. Its product is annotated as muscle, skeletal receptor tyrosine protein kinase-like. Gene Ontology annotation, cellular component: signaling receptor complex; membrane. The transcript has 9 exons. Bases 115 to 2094 code for a protein of 659 amino acids. Gene Ontology annotation, molecular function: transmembrane receptor protein tyrosine kinase activity; protein binding; ATP binding. The record is from RefSeq and is a predicted model, not a curated record. Lineage: Eukaryota; Metazoa; Cnidaria; Hydrozoa; Anthoathecata; Hydractiniidae. Gene Ontology annotation, biological process: cell surface receptor protein tyrosine kinase signaling pathway; positive regulation of kinase activity; multicellular organism development.
GAACUUUAUACUUGAAAGUGUUGUUGAUGUUUUGUCAGUGAGAAAGAUGAGCGUAUGUAAAGAAAAGAUUUUGAAAGUUUACACAGGAUAAAGGAAACAAUUUUUUUAAAAAAUAUGGGAAAAAUUGAGUCCGUUGUAUAUCAAUAUUUAUAUAUAUGUUUAUUCAUAUUUAUUAAAACAGAAAAUGGUGCUUCGUCAUCGUCUCUUCUCAGAAUCGCACCAUCUACACGUAUUUACGAAAAUUCUGGUGUUACGAUAUUAAAGAAUACAUACACAACGAAAUUAUCGACAAAUACUAUAUCCACUGUACAUAAAAAAACGAAAACAAAAACCGUUUCAAUGCAUUUUUCGCAAAUAUCGACUAUAUCAACAUUCUCGUGUACAAAGACAUCGUUAGGAGACCGUAAAUGCGAAAAAUUCUCAGGUUCAUUUUGCGCCGACAUAUUACGAAAAGAUAACCGCACGAAAGUAUCGCGAAACUGUACUUCUAAAUUUUCAAUCACGGACGUAACGUUGCAAAAAAUGUUUCAUCUGUUGGAGAAAGGUUAUCGCACAGACAAAAGUUGCCUUGAUGCUAUGAAAUGGCUAACGUGUUCAGUUAUGUUCCCAUCAUGCAAUACUACUGUUUCUUUGACUCGAUUACCUUGCCAAGAAGUUUGCUCCGUUGUUAAAGAUAGAUUAUGUCUUAAAUAUUGGCGCGAUUUCGUGGACCUGCAAGAAACUCUUUUUAACUACAUUGUGAUACCAUCAUGCAUUUCGUUACCAAGAAACGACAACAAUGGCGUUUGUGAAUAUCCUGCGUUUAUAAAAGAACUAAUUUCUCACAAUUUGUCUGACACUCAUGGUAAGAAGAAUAUCAUCAUUGGCGUUUCAGUGGGCGUGUCUAUUGUUAUCACGGUAAUGCUUGUGAUUGGUUUGAUGUGUUGUAGAACACGCCCCAAGCACAUAACAACACAACUUUCAAUGAAAGACGUUAAAGAAGUACACCAAGCUGUCGAUAACACAAAAAGAUUUAGUGUAGUCGAUAUAUUAGGUGAAACUAAUCCAGAAUAUGAAAGCAUAGAGACACUCGUGGAUGCUCUUGGGAUAAGAGUUUUUGGUAAAGAGAAUUUAUCUUUUGAUCAGAAUUUGGGAGAAGGCGCUUUUGGAAAGGUUGUGCGAUGCAAAACAAGAAAUAUACGAGAUGCUUCGAAUAUCAAUUUAGUUGCUGUGAAGUAUUUGAAGCCAAAUGCAUCCAGUGAAAUGGAAAGCACAUUCCUGAAAGAAGUAGAAAUUUUAUCUAACUUUGAUCAUCCUAAUGUGAUACCUCUAGUGGGAGUGUGUUUGGAUCCUGAAGGACCAAUGUGUCUUGUUUUAGAGUACAUGGAGCAGGGUGAUUUAAAUCAAUAUAUACGUGCGAGAUCUGGAUCUUAUCAUGCAGUUGCUGGUAGUUAUGGCAACUUACCUGACGGCAUUGAUUAUAAUCCUCCUGAACUUUCCUAUUAUAACCUUCUGCUCAUCACAAGUCAGGUUGCAGAAGGCGUGCAUUAUCUGUCGACGAAACGAUUUGUUCAUAGAGAUAUCGCAUCACGAAAUAUACUUGUAGGUAAAAAUUUACAGGUGAAGAUAUCGGAUUUCGGGUUGGCUCAUGAUAUUUAUGGCUCGGACUACUACAGAGUUGACAGUCAAAAGAUGCUUCCAUUAAGAUGGUUAUCACCAGAAGCUUUAACUUUGGGUAAAUUUACCAUCUAUUCAGAUAUUUGGGCGUUUGGCGUAACUAUGUGGGAGAUAUUCACGUACGGAAUGCAACCAUUUUACGGGUGUACUAAUGAAGAGGUCUGUCAGCGUAUAAGGUGUCAUAAAAAUUUAGAACGACCUUACUGUUGCCCACAAAAGGUUUACGAACUUAUGAAAUUGUGUUGGAAAUUUGAACCGACACAACGGAAAAAUUGUUCACACGUGUUCAACAUAAUCAAGACAUGGUUGGAUGAUCAAGAGUCGUUUAUAGGAGAGUCAUGGCAACGAUUACUUUUGCCUCCAUUACCCGAUCGUCGGCCGACGAUUAAAAAGGCAAAGUUAAAAUACUUAAACAUUCGAACUGAGGUGACAUUAUGAUGAUUCAGCGAUGUUUAUUCCUCUGAAUAAUCUUUCAUUAUACACUUAAAAAUAGAAUUACACAGUUAAAAUUUAAUUUAUUGAAAUUUGUAUAAAUAUUCGCCCAAACAUUUGUCGCUUAAA